Molecule: messenger RNA, 960 nt
Organism: Cyclospora cayetanensis
Lineage: Eukaryota; Apicomplexa; Conoidasida; Eucoccidiorida; Eimeriidae
Product: sedoheptulose-1,7-bisphosphatase, chloroplastic
Exons: 6
Coding region: 1-960 (319 amino acids)
Biological process (GO): fructose 1,6-bisphosphate metabolic process; fructose metabolic process; gluconeogenesis
Cellular component (GO): cytoplasm
Molecular function (GO): fructose 1,6-bisphosphate 1-phosphatase activity
Source: RefSeq, a predicted model, not a curated record
AUGUCGAAACUGGCCUCGUAUGUUGGACUCAGUGUCCCCGAACUGCUGUGCGAACUCUCGGCACACCCGGAUGUUCAAACCGCAAUCCCUACGCUUCUCGAGCAAUGCGGAGACAUUUCGCGUGCCCUUCGAAGCACACGCGUGACAGCUGCCAACUCCACCAACACCUUUGGAGAGCAGCAGCUGUCUGUCGACUUGGAGGCACAGGAACUCUUGAUGCAGUGGGCAAAAGGGUGCCCUGUUGUAAGAGCCGUCAGCAGCGAAGAAGCAACCCAACUGAAGGAGAUGAACGCAGAAGGUUCCUUAGUGGUGUGCUGGGAUCCUUUGGAUGGAAGCAGCAUUGUUGAUUGCAACUGGGCAGUCGCCUCCAUCUUCGGCAUCUGGCAAGUUGGACAAAAGGGUUUAAAUUGGAACGGCGAAAACACCCUCAUCGGCGCAACAGGCAGACAGCAGGUUUGUUCCCUGUUGGUUAUUUACGGACCGCGUACAACAGCGCUGCUUUCUGUUUGCGGCCAUACAUUUGACUUGCAGUUGGCUGACAGCAGCGGGGAGUCUCCCGUGGUCGUUAAGAGCCCCUGCACGAUUUCGAAGACGGGUGCAAAGAUAUUCUCGCCCGCCAAUCUCAGAGCAGCGCAGGAUCUGCCCGCUUACAACGCCUUGCUGCAGCAGUGGAUGAAGGACCGUCUCACACUUCGCUACACGGGAGGCAUUGGGCCGGAUGUGUAUCAGCUGUUCAUUAAGAGCCAAGGCGUCUUUUGCAAUCCUGCGAGUCCUGCGGCUCCCGCGAAGCUGCGAUUGGCUUAUGAGGUUGCUCCCAUCGCCUUCCUUGUCGAAGCGGCUGGAGGCGCUACGAGCACUGGCAGUGGAUCGGCUCUUGACGUUCCCCUGCAAGCAAUGGAUCAUCGCACGCCCUUCUGUUGCGGAACCGAGGAGGAAGUUAAAAAGUUUGAGAGUUUCUAG